This is a messenger RNA of Drosophila melanogaster (fruit fly), 748 nucleotides long. RefSeq lists its product as uncharacterized. The transcript is spliced from 4 exons. Lineage: Eukaryota; Metazoa; Arthropoda; Insecta; Diptera; Drosophilidae. The coding region runs from base 72 to 659 and encodes 195 amino acids. The record is from RefSeq and is marked reviewed.
GAAUACCAAGCAAUCUGAAGAAUAAAAAAACGGUCGAAAUAUUGUACAAAGUUAAUUAGGCCGUGUUCAAGAUGAAAUACUUUGAAUUCCUAAGCCUUUCGUCGGUGGGCCUCUGCAUAGCCUGUGGGGACUUGCUAUUAGCAGUGAGCAUACUGGGUCCUUCGAGCUUUUACCUAUACCUCGAUUUCAUGGAUAUUGAAAAAUGGGAACAGGAUGCCGAAGUGGAAGCUUUGACUCCCAUUGGAACCUUCUUUUCAACAUUGGUGAACUAUCUGUGGGUGCGAGAGUUCUCGCAGGUUUUCUAUAUGACAGCAACGUUUAUAAUUUGGGUGAAGGCAAUGAUAAACCUAAUGGUGGCCUGUAUUCUUAUCGACGGCAUAAAGCAGAAACGUCUCGUAUGUAUUGCUCCCUGGUUGAUAAACUCAUGCCUAUCAAUGGUUGUUGAAACGGGCAUUUUUGUGAGCCUGGAGCUGCGAAUUGAUGAAGUUGAUGCCGCAGUGGAUCGUCGAAUAGCGAGAAGCCUAAUCUUUGGCGUAUUUAUAGUGCUGAACGCGUUAUUUUCGUAUGGUAUCUUUGCUCUUUAUCGCAAGCUAAAGUCUGACCCCAGUGAGAAUGUUGAAGUCAUUCCCCAAAGCCCGCCACACACAUUUAAUGCCUGAACAUACUUAGAAUUUACGUUUUGGAACCGACAAAUAUAAAUGUUUGAAAAAUAAUACAAAUAAAUCUAUCCCUAAGUUUUACUCACUUC